This is a messenger RNA of Funneliformis caledonium, 145 nucleotides long. The record is from the annotation of a GenBank genome assembly. NCBI's taxonomy places the organism in Eukaryota, Fungi, Glomeromycota, Glomeromycetes, Glomerales, Glomeraceae.
CAAAGAUGAUUUCGAUAUCAUCGUUCUAGCAAGGAUAAUUUCGAUACUAUCGAUCUUGCAAAAACGAUUCCGAUAUCAUCGUUCUAGCAAGAAUGAUUCCGAUAUUAUUGUUCUAGCAAGAACGAUUUCGAUAUCAUCGUUCUAG